AUUCUCUUUACAUCUCGAAAGCAAUCAAUUAAAUCCAAUGCUCUGACAAAAAAAAAAAAAGCCUCUAUCUGUGUGUCUGUAAAACGCUCAUCCAUUGGACGGCCUCCUCACCUGUCUACCUACUUACCUGCCCACCUGCGCGCACUCACUGCGCGUCACCGGAGUCCUCCACGAGCUGCUAGCCUUGUCAGCUCUGCCAACUUGACUGAUCUCUUAACAGACUGAGCUGAUCCACAAUGGCACAGCAGUCAUCUAAGAGCAAGCUUCACUCCGCUUGGAUCAUACAUCUGAUCGAAAACAGAAUAUCUGUGGACAGCUCAUCAACGUCUCUCCAUUUCUAUCCUGUACACACAGCCUGUCCACCCGUCUUUGAUCCAGUCCUGCCUUUUCUUCCCGCUCAAAGCUGAUCUUGCUGCAGGGAGGAGCGAUCCGGAGCGCAGUUGAGCGUCUGAGCUGAGCAUCACAUUCAGCCCGCAUUCAAGGAAACGGACAAGCACAGCACUUUUUAUUUUCUUCUUUUCUUCCAAUAAUAUCCCAGCCUCCGUACAGCAGCACACGUCUUUAAUAAGAAGAAACAUCGAUGUGGACCUCUAUUUGUCUUUGAGGAGCUGAGGAGUCUCUGCGUCUCCAGUGAAGAGGAGAAACCCCCCAAACUGCGUCCUGCGCCAACAACUGUAAAGACAUGGUCAUCAUCACACCGCAGCUGUGACUCCCUCAGCAGCAUCCUUUUGUAUUUGCAUCCAGAGUGAAUCACCAAGAGGACCAGUCAGACAUUACCAACGUUACCCAGCCAGCUGCUGCUAGUCUGCACACAGAGGAUGAUGAGAUGACGACACAUGCAACAUCACAGAUGAACAGCGAACAGUGAGUGUGAGAAAGUGUCAGAGGAUGCUCCUGAUCUGCGGGGCCCAGUGCUGAGGGAGGUCCACGGAGCCAACUGGUGCCCACCAUGUCUCACCACCACCAACACUACCAGCGAGGCCCCCACGGCCGCACCAUGAGCUCGGACGACAGGGGCUCCCCGCCAGUCAACAAGAGCUCCACGCCAGUUCACAAGAGCGCCUCCUCCUCUUCCUCUUCCCAGCGCGACAGCCGGCAGGAGGCAGACAGCUGGGAAAUCAUUGAGGGGCUGAAAAUCGGCCAGAGCAACGUCCAGAGGCCUGACAAACACGAGGGUUUCAUGUUGAAGAAGCGGAAAUGGCCCCUGAAAGGCUGGCACAAGCGUUUUUUUGUUCUGGACAAUGGUAUCCUGAAGUACUCCAAGUCCCCCAUUGAUAUCCAAAAAGGCAAGCUUCAUGGCAGCAUCGAUGUCGGCCUCUCCGUCAUGUCCAUCAAGAAGAGAGCCCGCCGCAUCGACCUGGACACUGAGGAGCACAUCUAUCACCUGAAGGUCAAAUCUCAAGACAUCUUUGAUGCCUGGGUGUCCAAGUUGCGUCAUCACCGGCUUUACCGACAGAACGAGAUUGUGCGAUCUCCCCGGGAGGCCACCAUGCGACCGUUUCCUCCCCCAGCUGCCAUGGAGUCCCCCCAACCUGCCUCCAGUGUGGUACGAGAAACCAAGCAGGCCAAGCCAAGUAGCCUGCCGUGGCAGCCGGUGGCCCCCAUCAGCAACAGCAGCCUGCCUGCCUCCUACAGCAAUGGCCAGAGCAAGGUGGUUGCUUGGCUGCAGGACUCAGAGGAGAUGGACAAGUGCGCAGAGGAGCUCGCACGAUGCCAGUCCAACCUGACCGAGCUGAGCCGGCUAUUGCAGAGUUUGGAGAUUCUACAGAGGACACAGUCAGCGCCCAACUUCACAGAUAUGCAGACCAAUUGUGUAGAAUUGUCAAAGAAAGAAAAGCGCUUGAACAGAAGAUGGAGAACAAAAAGUGUCGGCAAAGAUGCAAAAUUCCAGCUUCAGGUCCCUCUGUCUGCCAGCAUGUCUCCUGUCCGCCUCCACUCAUCCAACCCCAACCUGUGUGCCGAGCUGGUGGACUUUCAACCCCCUGUCUCCCGGCUGACAGACAAUGUCGAGUGUGCCACUGACUACAUUAAACUUCAGGAGGAAUUCUGCACCAUCGCCCAGAAAGUCCACUCUCUGCUGAAGUCUUCCUUCAACACGGUGGCCAUAGAGAAAGAAAAGAUCAAACAGAUUCUGUCUGACCAGGAGCAGUCGGACCAAUCAGCCCAGAUCAACUCUCUCAGGAAGUCUCUGUCACAGGCCGUGUCCCAAAAUGCAGAACUUCGCACUCGACUCAACCGCAUCCACUCUGAAUCUGUCCUGACUGAACAAGUUGUCAGUGUGAACAUCAUCUCCACGCCUGAUGAGGCUGGAGAACAGAUGGGGAUCCCUCUGACUCAGCAGGCCUCUAAUGAGAGCCGACUCUCCAUGUCAGAGUCCGUCUCUGAGUUCUUUGACGCCCAGGAAGUGCUUCUGUCGGCCAGCUCGUCGGAGAAUGAGGGCUCAGACGAUGAGUCAUAUGUCAGCGAUGUGAGCGAUAACAUUUCCGAGGACAACGCCAGCGUGACUGAUAACGUCUCCAGACAAAUGGCCAACGGAGACUUUGCUGGCAGUGCCUUCCGUAACGGGCGUCGCAGCUGCCUGCCGGCGCCGUGUCCCGACACCAGCAACAUCAACCUCUGGAACAUCUUGAGAAACAACAUCGGCAAGGACUUGUCCAAAGUGUCCAUGCCUGUGGAGCUCAACGAGCCCCUCAACACCCUGCAGCGUAUGUGUGAAGAGCUGGAGUACAGCGAGCUGCUGGACAAAGCUGCUGAGACCGAGGAUCCCUUUGAACGCAUGGCUCUCGUCGCUGCUUUUGCCGUCUCAGGCUACUCAUCCACUUACUACAGAGCAGGAAGUAAGCCAUUCAACCCGCUACUCGGAGAAAGUUAUGAAUGUAUUCGGGAAGACAAGGGCUUCUGUUUUUUCUCCGAACAGGUGAGCCACCACCCUCCCAUCUCUGCCUGCCACUGUGAGUCAAAGAAUUUCACCUUCUGGCAAGAUGUGAGAUGGAAAAACAAGUUCUGGGGAAAAUCGAUGGAGAUUUUACCGAUUGGGACCGUGAAUCUCAUGCUUCCCAGGUUUGGAGAUCACUAUGAAUGGAACAAAGUCACCACCUGUGUGCACAACAUCCUCAGCGGACGACGGUGGAUCGAACACUACGGGGAGAUCACCAUAAGAAACACAAAGAGUAGCGUUUGCCUCUGCAAACUUACAUUCGUCAAGGGAAACUACUGGAGUUCUAAUGUGAAUGAGGUUCAAGGAUUUGUGAUGGAUCAAGAAGGGAAAGUGAUUCACAGGCUUUUUGGAAAAUGGCAUGAGGGCCUUUACUGUGGUGUCCCACCUUCUGCCAAAUGCAUCUGGAGGCCAGGCUCCAUGCCCACAGACUAUGAGCUGUACUACGGCUUCACCAGGUUCGCCAUUGAACUGAACGAGCUUUGCCCCGAGUUGAAAGACGCUCUGCCCCGCACAGACGCCCGAUUCAGGCCCGAUCAAAGGCAUCUGGAGGAGGGGAACUUGGAGAUGGCAUCCUUAGACAAGCAGCGUAUUGAGGACCUGCAGAGAGUCAGAAGGAAGUGGAACGAGGAGAACAACAUCAAACUAGAGCCACGCUUCUUCAAGAAAGUGGUUGAUGCCAAUCACAGGGAGAGGUGGGUCUCCAACAACUCGUACUGGGAGCUCCGCAAAAAUCCCGGCUUCAUCAAUAUGGAAUCUACAGUGAACCUGUGGUAGCACACGGAUUGCCAUGUCCAUCAUUUUCGUCAUCGCAGACAAGACGGCCGUUACCUAUGCACAAUAAAGGUGUCAAGAGAAACAUGUUAACAAUGAAACAUCCAUGUGCAGUAAUACGAGCUACUGCAGAGCUGAGGGAUGAGGCCUGAUGCCCAGCGACCCUUUCGAGGUUCUGUGGCACUGCCACAUGGUCAUCCAUCCAUGGAAACAUCCUGUAGGAUCACCUUCAUUGUGCUUGUGGACGCUGGGUUGUCAGGGCAACAAUCGUACCACUCCUAUGUAGAUCUCUCCUCAGCUCCUUUGACUUUUGAGUAUGUCCUUGCCUUAAAAAGACACCCAUACAAGUCACACAAUUUAGCGCUUUGUCGUUGAAGCCAUUUGAUUUCUGACAGCAGUUUGGGUUAGACUAGUCUCUGAAAUAGACCUUUUGAUUACCUUACGAUACCUAUGUGCAUGUUUAGAGAGCAGAUUUCACUGGCAUAAAGCCGCAUUUACUAUAUCAUCAAUUAUUGUAGAAAAAAAGGUAUUUUUAUAAAAUAUCUUGGACUCGGAAUUUAGUGAAAUAGUAUUAUGUGAAUUGGCAGAUUUUUAUUUAUUUUUGCCUUUUAAUACUGUUGAAUCUGUGCGAUAGCAGUACUCUCUCUCGGGAAACAUACUCAUUUAAAAUUAAUCUCGACUGCAGCAGAGGAAGUGUGGCGACCAUAGAUGGAAUUUUUAAUGAAUAUUUUCAAACAGCGGCUCUCAAAGCUGAUCAUGGUGUGGAAGGAGAAGUAGGAAAUGUAAAUCCUAUUCCGGUAUUUGAGAUGCAGAAGAUGCCUACAACCUCUACAGAUGUUUUUUCUUUUUUUAAAACGGUCAACACAGAUCCGUCAUGGAGUCCAGUUUCUCCUCACUGUGGAGAUUCUGUGUAAAUAGACGGUCAAUCUCACCGACCCUGCCCUGCCCUGCCCCACUGUCUAAUUUUAAACAGAGUUACAUGAAACCAACUCCUCUGAAUCACAUGGUUACAUAAAUACACACAUAACUCCCUCCAUAUAGAGUAGCCACACCGUAUAUAAUGUACUCUCUCCAACAUCACUUAUCUGAAUCAAAAGUCUAAGAAAAGAUGGUGUAGUAGGUUGUACAGAUUGUAAAAGCCCUCAGAGACACUUGUGAUUCGGGGCUUUAUAAAUAGACUCGAGGAAAACAGUCACAUAUUUCCAGUACGAGGCUAAACACUCAUCCAGCUACACUAGUUGUGUAAUUAUUUUUUAAUUAUCAAAACGUAUUUAUUUUCUGUCAAAAAUUAAAUUUAAAUUGACAUCCUUGUUCUGACUAACAACCAAAAGCUUGACAUGAUAUGAAACAAAGAAAAGAAAAUAAUCAGCAGUUUGGUAUUUUUCUUGAUCGAUUACCUACAUUAUUAAUCAAUCAUCAAAACAGGAAUACAUUUUCCUUUUAGUUAAUAUAGUAAUAGUAGUUAGUUAAUUGUGUCAGCACUACCAUGACUCAUUCAGCCAAAAGAAUACAGUUAGUCCAAUAUGAAGCACCAGAGCCACCUACAGGUCGUCCCAUCAAAAUGCAGUUUACUGUAGGUCAAUAAUAUAAAUAUGUUAAAGCCAAACAAGUUUGUAAAGUAACAAUUAUACUGUACAAAAAUCUAAAUGUGAGUGAUUCCCCAGAGACUUUACUGCUAUGAUCUGGCAAUUUGUGUAUUUAAUGCAAAGCAGAUUAGCUUUAAUGUUUUAACUAGUGUCCCCCCUUUUUGUGUUACAGAGUAAGAAAAUAUAAUUGAAAUCAACCUCCAACUCACACACACACAAGUAGUGACACAUUAUCCACACAAUGUGUACGAGCAUAUUUAAGUUGAUUCCCCUCGAGGACACCGAAGGAAGAAAAAAGAGAAUAUAAAUAUGUAGAAUGAAAACUAUGUGAAGCAAAUCCAUCUUGUGUGCACUGUUCCUAUGGUACUGUAGAUUACAAAACCAAAAAGGUAGUACUGCUUUGCAUCCAUACCUUUUUUUUUUUUUUUUUUUUUUAAAUGUACUUAAUGUGCUUUUAAUUUUAUCCCCGAUCACAAACUAAAUGCUAGAACUCGUCAGCGUCAGUUUCACUUGCUGUGCCUUAAUGCAUUUAUUAAUGCCUCACAAACACACUACUGAUAAGAAUCUCCAUGCCAAGAAGGUAUGCCAUUAACAAACUCCGCACAUUACCCAGACUCCGCCUGCCUACAGAGGGUAAAUUAUACUGUUAGCAUUGAUUGUUUAGCUGAGGACAGAAUGUCUUUAAAAAAAAAGGGAGAUGUCUUUGACAUUAGAUGAGGAAAAAAAACUGUAAAAUGCUUGCAGAUGUUCUGCACUGCUCCGCUACUCCGACAUGUAACCAGUACAUUUUUGGUGAUCACUGUAAAUACAGCACAUUUUAGAAGAUGGGUCACUACUGCAAAAGCUGAUUCUUUUUUUCCUCCUACAUCAGUGAUAUUUUUUAAUCUGAAUCACAGCAGUGUGUUUGGAGGUAGGAGCAAAGCUUUGCGUAGAGUUUGGUAUCAUAGAGUCAGACUGUAGUGAAAAAAAUAAUCAUGAAAACCUCUUCAUGCUUUCUUCAUCCACUGUUGCACCUGCAUGUCUAGACAACUUAGCCUGCCAAUGAAUGUUGCAGAUGCCUUACAAAAAAAAGAAAAAGAAAAAAAGGUUUUGUUUUCUCAAUUGGACUCUCAUGUUUUUUGUUUUUGUUUAGGACUGACAUGUAUUACGAAGCCCUGUGUCAGCUCUGUUUCUUUCAGAUCUAUUUCCUGAUGGGUACCUUCUAAAGUGCAAUUUUAACAAAGUACAUAUCUUUCCAUGAACACUGUACACUGCUGCUACAUAGUGCUUGUUCUAAUAAAACUGGAAAACUCAACA
Sebastes umbrosus (honeycomb rockfish) is the source of this 6591-nucleotide messenger RNA. RefSeq names its product oxysterol binding protein-like 6 (gene osbpl6). Gene Ontology annotation, cellular component: cytosol; intracellular membrane-bounded organelle; perinuclear endoplasmic reticulum. Gene Ontology annotation, molecular function: cholesterol binding. Bases 950 to 3712 code for a protein of 920 amino acids. Lineage: Eukaryota; Metazoa; Chordata; Actinopteri; Perciformes; Sebastidae. The record is from RefSeq and is a predicted model, not a curated record. The transcript has 26 exons.